Tribolium castaneum (red flour beetle) is the source of this 6884-nucleotide messenger RNA. RefSeq lists its product as uncharacterized. The record is from RefSeq and is a predicted model, not a curated record. Lineage: Eukaryota; Metazoa; Arthropoda; Insecta; Coleoptera; Tenebrionidae. Bases 137 to 6847 code for a protein of 2236 amino acids. The transcript has 12 exons. Gene Ontology annotation, molecular function: DNA binding. Gene Ontology annotation, biological process: 5S class rRNA transcription by RNA polymerase III; transcription initiation at RNA polymerase III promoter. Gene Ontology annotation, cellular component: transcription factor TFIIIC complex.
UUGGGAUUGUGUCAUAAUUUUGUUUUUUAUUACCAGUGGUACACUCAAGCUGGCAACAAGGCAAAUUGUUUUGAUGUACUAAUAUAACCUCACUUCUUAAUCUGGAAAGCAGUGUUUUUUCUUUAGUUAAUUAAAAAUGGAUAAUUGUGAUGAAUGCGAGGGUGGCGACCCGAAAGGCGUCAAAAGAAAAAGAAGCUUGGACCAAGACUCCUGCGAAGAGGAUCCAGAGACCCCCUCUGCAUCCCCAGAAAUGGGCGAAAGCAGCACAAAAACAGCAAGACUGAAGCGAAAGCGUAAAUUUGUAUACACCAGCGAUAGCACAGUUCCGAAAAAAUGUCGAAAAUUUUAUUUCAUCAACACACAAAUGACCAAACCUCGCAAACAAAAGCUGGCAAAACCUGAACAUGUGCAAGAACAAAACGUGGAAACUAUUCCAGGAAACAAACACAAAUUACAUUUUGCCAAAUUUGACGCGAGUGGCAAUGUUGUUUUGGUGCACAAGCUGCACCAAAAAUUUGACUUGUUCUUCAGUGAUGAGAAAAAGUGUAAUUAUGAAGCCUCCAAAAGCGUGGAUUUGAGCUUUCAUGUGGUCGAUGAAAUUGCGCUUGAAGGGUUAGACGGAAUCACGCUCGAGGCUUUUUGGAAACGGCUGAAGUUUGUUUUUCCCUACCACAUUAACAAAACCAUGGCUGAUCGUAUCUGGAGACUGAUUUGCAAUAACAAGCGUGUUAACAUUUUCAUACUGAAAGAGCCACGCGAAGAGCUAAUAUUUUUUGACCGUUGUAAAUAUUUAGAUAUUGAUUCUGGUUUUUUUGUGGAGCCAUUUAUAGAAUUUAACGACAUUUAUCCCAUGGCCUCAGUUAACGGAACUGAAGUCAGAGGCUCUUGUUCGACUUUUGAUACCAGAAAAGAAAACAACGGCGUUCGGAAAUUCUCAAUGGACAAGGCGAUAAAAUUGUACGACCAAAAGUUGGUUUUUGUUGCUGACCAAGCUUUAAGGAACAAGGCCCUCAUUGACGAGGAAGCCGAUCCAAAUAUCGAAUUACUGGACUUUGAGUAUUGCAUUUUGGAAAAAAUUGGGCGAUCUCGCGAUCAGGGAGAAGUGACCCAGGGCAAAAUACCGCUAGUUAACGACAGCAAGAGGGUUUAUCACACCCGAAAAGUGCUCCUGAAUUAUUCGCUAAUCGUCCACCAAAAUUUCUUCCUGAAAUCGCUCUCCUUGAACCAGAAUAUCUCCGGCGGUUUGGUUCAUUUGAAGCGAUUUUAUUCCAAAAGAAAAACCAAAUAUAUCGUCAUCAUGGAACGAAUCGCCAACAUACUGAGAAAUCGGCCAAACCACCAAAUAGACUUGGUCGAGUUUAGGCAAAUUUUCGGACGGAACGUCUCAAUGAUUAAAUUGGUGAAAACUGCUGAUUUUCGGAGGUUUUUUAAAAUUUCCACAUUUCCCUACAGAAAGUUUUACCCAAACGCGACGCAGCACGAAUACAUGUGCAAAAGCAAACAAAGGGAAAGGCAAGUUAAAGUUUUGCGUAUGCUGGACCCUUGUGCGAACAUAACGGCCAUAAUGGACGUAAAGGACUCUAAAGAACUUCAACCAGAAAAACCAGCCGAAUUGGGACGACAUAAGUUCAUUAAUUAUGAAUAUCUGCGCGAUAUUUUUCUCUACAUUUUAUCGACAGGAUACGCUGGUGUUUCCAUACAAGAAAUUAAUAACCAUUUUGGGAUGGAUUUUUAUUCAGUUAGACUAGCUGUGAGAAAGUUGCUGUUGAGAAACGUCAUUGACAGUAAUAAGAUUGAUCUGGGGAGGCAGCAGACACUUAAAUUUUUCGCGAAAUGUUUCUCCAUGCCUGGCUGCUACAUUAACACUCAACCGAAAAACUACGAACUUUCGCCUGCGACCCUCUCUCGCGUUUUGGCCGGCUAUGAAAAUAAAACCGUCGAGGAAUCAAUCGAAACUCCCAAGCCUGAACCCGCCCCAAUUCAGACCCAAUUCAACCUAAACUUCGAACCAUUCUGUUGCACCUCCUUCCUGACCGAAAUGGACCCGAGCGCUGACGACUUGACAAUCUACGACAUCGUCAUCAAAGGCCGAGAUAAACUCCUCCUAAUCGGAAGCAACCUCUGCUCGCACUACAUCAGCGAAUGGGACGAGUUUCUCCUAAAGCGAGACGAUUAUUCCAAAGGCAUCCAACUCUUCCAGACCGGCUUCGGGAAAGUCAUCUACGAAUUUUUAUCGAGCGUGCGAACUAACGAUAUUGAAACAGACAACUGUAUCGUGUUCAGUCUGGAAAAUGUGACCGCCAGCACGAAAAUUGCGCCGUUCAAAGUUCGGCGAGUAUUUAAAGCCAAGAAAAAUUACAACAACCCGCACAGUGACGGCGUCCACACGGACACAAUUUCCAAAAUUUACCUCUUCGAAGCCAUGAGCGAGACGCACCGCAGUAACCAGGUUGUGGACAAGUUGCGGAACAUUUUCGAGCGCCUUAUGGUCCUCGAAGGGAAGAGGAAACGCUUCGACAGCGUUAAACUCGAGCCCGCGGUCGAGUUCGAGGAGUCAGGCGGCGUAGUUAUGGAAAAAUUCAUGGGGCCGUCCCCUUACCUCGCAUAUUCCGAGGAGCAGGAGGGCAUCAAGCUUGAGAUUUUCGCCUCCACGAAGCCAAAAUGUAACAGGUCUGGACUUUUCUUCGUCACGGACGACGAAAACCUGACCCAAAGGUACGUAAACCGGGCCAAUAUUCUGCUGAAAAGCGUCUACUCGCAAGAGGUCGUCCGGGACGUGCAUUUCUUGUACAAGGACGUGCUGGAAGAGGAGAACUUGGGCGGGUACGACAAGAAAAUCUGCCGCAAGACGAUCGUCUCCAUCAUUGCGCGACUGGUGGACGAGGGCUACAUUAAGGUCUUCAAGGUCGUAAUGACCGAGAAACACAUAACGCGGACGCAGUGCUUCAUCUGCGUGCUUGAAACCGACGUCCUCCACACGCAAAUCAAGUCAACGAUCGACCAAAUGAAGCUCAAGUUUUCCCUCGCACGUGUGCCCGACAAGCCGGUUAAAAUAAAGAAGAAAAUCGAGUCGCCGUUCAAUAUGGUCGACGUGAAGGAAAGCAUCAACGAGUUGAAACAACUGACGAGUGCCAAGCUCGAGCCCGCUUACAAAUUCGAUAAGAGUAAGGGUAGGGUGUACGGGUAUUUGCCAAAGUUCGCCCGGAUGCGGCUCCUGCACGAGCACUUGUUCUACGUUGUCCGGGAAUUGAACGAAUGCGAGCCCAUUUCGGGCCGACAAGUGUUCGAACUCUGCAAGAGUUUGAGAAUUAAAGGGCAGGGGGAAGUCAACGACUUGCCCGCAAUUUACCGGAAUGAAGUCAGUUGGAAGAUGUUUAUCCCGCCAAUACCCCAACACACGACCUUCCCGAAAGGGUGGGCCCUCGCGUGCGACAUAAUCCUCCGAAUGCCACUUUCGAUCUUCGUCAAAUUGUACAAAAUCGUGUACGACAUUCCAGAGCUUGAGGCGUAUCUUAAACACCCAAUCAAACGGCAUUUUUUGCUGAAACAUUUGCCGGUUGAUAUCCGCUCCGUUCUCCUGCGCAAACGCAAGUAUUUCUACAACAUUUACGAGAACCUCUGUAACAUGUGUUACGUCGGGUUGUUACAACUGGGCCCCCGAAACUUCAAGGAAAAAGACCAAGUUUUCAUUUACUUGAACUCGAAGGCGACCCUUUACGACACUUGUAACAGCCAACCGGGUUACAACCUAGUCGAGGACAAACCCUACCGGGAGAUCCUCUUCGAGUUCAAGACCGGCAGUGACGUUGAAAUCUAUUGGUCGGAAAUGUUGCGCAUUUGCAUGAACACCCAAUUGGGCAAGCGCAAGGUUUUGGACGGCCAAUGUGUGACGAUUGAGGAGUGUGGGGCCAAACCGGCGAUGGUCGAGACGCUCCGCCCUAAAACCUUCCAAGGGGCGGUGCUAGACGACACGGGGGCGUUGCCUGGCGAUCGCAGGGGCGCGGCCGGCGUUGAUUCCUCACUUUGGACGUUCGUUAAGCGUAACUGGGUGUGGAGCACCAGAAAUAAGGCCCAAUCGCAGAAAAAGGCGGCGUUUGAGGUGGCCCCCGUCCGGUUUGACUCGCUCAAGGGCGGGGCUAGCGACCGGAGGGCGUGUCCUAAACCCAAGUCGGUUAUGGUUAAGAGACAGAAGAAGAAGUUGGUCAGGAAGUUUAUAAGUGUGACGAAGAAACGGCCUAGGGAGUAUUACGAUGCGCUUGAUAAGUCCAUAAUGAAGAAAAAUGCAACAGUGAGAGUUGAGUGGGACGAAGAGGAGGAUCAGUUGUUGAGGUAUAGCCGGGCCGCUGCGAGUUAUUUGUGCCCAGAGUUUAAGAAACAGUUUAUUCCGUAUAAUGUGAUCAGGGACGUAUUGCACCGAAUUUGCCCGAAAGUGCGCAACAAAACGGCCAAAGCCAUUCAGAGACGGACUUAUGUGCUUUUGACCAACGACGAGACCAUCAAGAUAAUGGAAAACAACAAUGAGAAUUUCUCGAAUUCGGAAACAAUCGGCAAAUAUUUCGAACAAGUGCGGAAUCGCUACAAGAACGAAGUCAAAAUCAGCGACUCACAAAUCUACAUCUGUUACAUCUAUCUCAUGGCCUACAUUGCCAAGCAUCGGAAAGAGGUUGAGUUGUUGCUCUUGGGUUAUUUCGCGACUUUUGAUUUUUUCGCGAAAGCGAACAUUUCGGAGUUUGAGGCGAUUUUGCAAAAUUGUGACGAUUCAAGUCCGAUCUACACGGACCCUAAAACAGUCGAGGAAGUGACCAAGGACACGAUCAGGUCAGUGGUGCACUGCUCAAUGGCCUGCAAGAAAAACAGUGUGGGGUGGACGUUCCACUUGUCGCGGAUUUACAAAAAAUUUGCGGACGAUUUGAUUCGUGUGACUGUCGCUAACAUGAAAAAGGACCAAUUUGUCGUCACGAAUAAAAACUACGUGGGGAAAAACCUGGACGGGAAUUAUCCCACGCCACUGAAAUUUUCCUACGUUUAUAACUUGAUGAAAAGUUCCACGUAUCCGAAGGAGAUGUUCCGAGAGGCGUUUCGGGUGUUUUUGGCCAAGUUGGAGGGGGAUUUCGAGGCCGCAAGUUUCAUGGUUUGUAACGAAUUGAACACGUAUUGGGAGGAGAUUAGCUUUAUUUUCGAAAUCCCCGAAAUGGGGAUAAUCCUGAACCCCGAAAUUGAGGACCAUAGCGAAGUGAUUGAGGAGUUGGCGAAACGUUUCCGCCUGUAUCUCGACAAGAUUUACGAGAAGAAAAACGCGGGACGUACUCCCGAAGUGAUGGAGACGCAAAGUGUGAACAUGGUUGAAGACUGCGAGAAGAUUAAGAGCAAAGUCAGGCAUUUGAUAUUCCGAGUGCCUUACUUACUUGAGGGGGACCUGGAAUUGUGUUUCAAAAAAAUGCUCGACAGUAGCAAUAACCUGGAAAUCAAUAAUUACAUUUAUUUGAUGAUAGUCAGUCUGAAAAAGUUUACGGAGGGAAGGAACACCACUGACGAUUUGCGCAGUUUCGUCGCAAACAUCGAAGAUGAGAGCUGUGUAGACAGUGAGGAGAAGCUAUUGAAAAAUUUAUCGAAAGUUGUUUUCGUGAUCCAGACCAUUCACCAGCAACAAGUCGAGACGAAUUCAAGUGCGUUCGAGAGUUGGGAAAGCGAGAUUUGGGACGAAGUCCGGAGUCGCAGUGAUGACUCCAGUAGUGCGAGAAAAUCGCCGAAGAAUUACGCCAGUGGAAUGGAAGUGUGCAUCAAGAGGGCCCAAGAUGGCGAUUUUCCCUCAAUUGAGGAAAUUAAAGAAGGGAUGAUGGCUGAAGUUGAUGCUGAGAAGCGGAAAAUUCCGCAUAUUACUGACUUGAUUAUGUUGCUAAACGAGGGAAGGUUCCCCGAAUUGGACACUGAUAACGAUAUUGAAAAACUGAAGGAGCAUUUCGUUAUGCAGUACCCGAAGUUGGACCAGUUCGUCAUUGAAGAUUUGGAAAAAAUGAAGCAGGACGAAACGACAGUCAAGAUUACGAAUCGUGAGAAGAUUGAGACUUUUGCCAAGAUGACUGAAAAUGUUGUGAGGCCACCACAAAUGGACUUAAUCAUAAAAUACUUGGAUGAUGUGAGUGGCACUGGCGACGACAUCAAAAUUGUGGAAAAUUUGAUCGAUUUUAUUAAAGAGAAAAAAGAGUUAGGUGUUUCUGGACGAGAGCUGAAGCAAUAUUUUACGAAUAAAACCGACCUGAAUUUGGCCCAUCUCAUGCAUUACUUGGGUGAAAUCGGUGUGAUUUUGAGAGCGGGUGUGGCGUCAUUUAUUUAUGUCCAUUAUGAGUACCAGUCCGAGUGGUUGACUGAAACUUUUAUGUUGUCACGCGAAGAAAAACAAAUUUAUGAAUCGACUGAAAAAGAAGAAAUGACGCAAUUAAGGGCUUUUAUGGGGGAAAAGCUCGAUUCGCUUGAGCCUAGAAAAGUACAAUUGAAACCGUGGACUAAACUUGACGGGUGUCUAAACGAUAAUCUUUUCUACGAAUGGCUGUGUUUGGUUUUUUCCCGUUGCAUUGAUUUUCCCAACAUUCCCUUUACGGUUUUGUGUGAAUAUUUUCAUUACAUCAAACCCGUCGAUAUUUAUUCGUUGUUGGAAGUAUUGCAAGAGCUUGACUGUGUUAAAAUCUAUUUAUUUGAUAGAAUAGAAAAUAAUCUUUGUUCUGCAAGAAGUUUCGUGGAAGAACGUGAGGCGACAAGUCUGGAUAGUUUUGACGAAAUGUUUUUAAAGCCCACAAAUGUGUCAGGUUUAUGUUUUGGUUCGUUUUUGGAUAAGUUGUGUCCUAAUUAACAUGUAUUUAAUCUUUAAUAAAUUUUUUUGGAAAAAA